Messenger RNA from Platichthys flesus (European flounder), 4698 nucleotides. RefSeq names its product oxysterol binding protein (gene osbp). The transcript has 18 exons. Gene Ontology annotation, molecular function: sterol binding. Lineage: Eukaryota; Metazoa; Chordata; Actinopteri; Pleuronectiformes; Pleuronectidae. The coding region runs from base 233 to 2608 and encodes 791 amino acids. Gene Ontology annotation, cellular component: cytosol; membrane; intracellular membrane-bounded organelle. The record is from RefSeq and is a predicted model, not a curated record.
GUCAUCUCGUUUGACAGCUUCCUGUUGUUUAGCUAGCCCAGGAGCGAGCUUAGCCUCGGACGGUAUUAGCAGCUUCUGAGGUGGGAAAUGGCUUCUUGUUCCUCCUCGUGAUUUCCAGGCUGGGAUGCGGACGUGAAACCAGUGGCAUCGGGUCACUGGUAUCGUUCCUGAGUGGUUUUCUCGGUGGUUUUCUCGGCUGUAAACUCACCCAGUGAAACCACCGGCUGCUGCGAUGUCAGAGCCGAAGCCCCCCACUCCAACCCCUGGAGACACGUACAAGGGUUGGCUCUUCAAAUGGACUAACUACAUAAAAGGUUAUCAGAGACGCUGGUUUGUUCUGAGCAAUGGACUGCUGUCGUACUAUAGGACCCAGGCAGAGAUGGGUCACACAUGCAGAGGCACCAUUAACUUGGCCACAGCCAAUAUCACUGUGGAGGACUCGUGCAAUUUUGUCAUCUCCAACGGCGGAGCGCAGACCUACCACCUGAAGGCCAGCUCUGAGGUGGAGCGGCAGCGAUGGAUCACAGCGCUGGAGCUGGCCAAAGCAAAGGCCGUCCGUAUGCAGGCCGAAUCUGACGACUCCGGUGACGAUUGUCCCUCAGCUCCACCCAGCUCAGGACAGGGGGGAGGCGCCCGUAACUCAGAAAUCCAGUCCACACUGCGAACAAUGGGCAGCAAGGUGGAGGACCUCACCACCUGCAACGAUCUCAUUGUCAAGCAUGGGUCUGCCCUUCAAAGGUCUUUGUCAGAACUGGAGGGGAUUCGUGUUGGAGGGGACAUGGGAGAAAAGAUCAGACAAGUUACAGAGAGGGCCACACUGUUCAGAAUCACCUCUAAUGCCAUGAUCAAUGCCUGUAGAGACUUCCUCUCCCUGGCACAGACCCACAGCAAGCGCUGGCAAAAGUCCCUAACGACCGAAAGGGACCAGAGGAUACGCCUGGAGGAGACUCUGGAGCAACUGGCUAAACAGCACAACCAUUUGGAACGAGCUUUCAGAGGAGCUACGGUUCUCCCCUCUUCAUUCAGCAAUCCCGCCUUAGGUAACAAAGGCGGAGGUUCAGGAAAGGGAGACGCCAGUGACGAGGAUGAUGACAAUGAGUUCUUUGACGCUAUGGAAGAUCCAGCAGAGUUUAUUACUGUUCCUGCCGACCCCAAGUAUCACAGGAGAUCUAACAGUAAUCUCAGUGGGUUCAGCAGUGAGACCGGGAUCGAUGAUCAGUCUGUCAAUUUUGAUGACCUGUCUAUGGCUUCUAACCCGGAGUCUCCCCAGACUCUGGAGCUGGAGCCAGUUCGACAAAGACGGACUCAUAUUCCUGACAAGCCCAACUAUUACCUCAACCUGUGGAGCAUCAUGAAGAAUUGCAUCGGAAAGGAGCUCUCAAAGAUACCAAUGCCUGUCAAUUUCAAUGAGCCCCUCUCCAUGCUGCAACGUCUGUCCGAAGAUCUGGAAUACUACGAUCUGCUGGACAAGGGGGCUAAAUGUCAGAGCUCUCUAGAGCAGAUGUGCUACGUCGCCGCUUUCACCGUCUCCUCCUACUCCACGACUGUCCACCGCACAGGGAAACCCUUCAAUCCACUGCUGGGAGAAACCUUUGAGCUCGAUCGACUCAGGGAGUGCGGCUACCGCUCCCUAUGUGAACAGGUGAGUCACCACCCACCUGCUGCAGCUCAUCAUGCCCUCUCUGAAAAGGGCUGGACACUCAGACAGGAAAUAAGUCUGGCCAGCAAGUUUAGAGGAAAAUAUCUCUCGAUCAUGCCCCUGGGUUCUAUCCAGUGUUUGUUUGAUAAGAGCAACAAUCACUACUCUUGGAAAAAAGUAACUACAACAGUCCACAACAUUAUUGUGGGGAAACUGUGGAUCGAUCAGUCAGGGGAGAUAGACGUGGUGAACCACAAGACAGGAGAUCGCUGCCACCUCAAGUUUGCUCCCUACAGUUACUUCUCCAGAGAUGUACCAAGAAAGGUAACCGGAGUAGUAACAGAUAAGGAUGGAAAGGCCCACUACGUGCUCUCAGGAACAUGGGACGAGAAGAUGGAGUUCUCCCGGGUAAUGCAGAGCAGUAAAGGGGAGAACGGCACAGAGGGCAAACAGAGGACUGUGUAUCAGACCCUCAAAGCCAAAGAAAUCUGGAAAAAGAACCCUCUUCCAGAGGGAGCGGAGACCAGGUACUUCUUCUCCACACUGGCCUUGACUCUCAAUGAGUUUGAGGAGGGAGUGGCGCCAACAGACAGCCGACGACGCCCUGACCAGCGAUUGAUGGAGGACGGCCGCUGGGACGAGGCUAACGCUGAGAAACAGAGGCUAGAAGAAAAGCAGCGCACGGUCCGUAGAGAACGGGAGAGGGAGGCUGUUAAAGCCGUCUGCUCACCUGAGGAAGCUGUCACUGAGGAUUCAAUCAAUGACUCGCCCUUGAAAACUGAUGCACAGGAGACUGGCACAGAAGCAAGUGAGGUUUCUGAUGAAAGUGCCCAUCAAGACAACCACCAAGCACUGUGGUUUGAGAAGAUCGACGACCCUGUAUCCGGAGAGACCUUGCACAUCUACAAGGGUGGUUACUGGGAGGCGAAGGAGCAGGGCAACUGGGAAAUUUGCCCCGACAUCUUCUAACCGCAGCCGAAUUGGCCCUUUUUCCCUCAGCGGUGUUCAAAUGAGAAGGGGGUAAGAAGAGACCCACCCGACAUCGGCUAAGAGUGUGGAAUCGAGCCUGACGUCAAACUUUCUUUAAUGUCUGUAGCUUCAACCGAUCACCUCAAUGUAGACACACUGCACAUUGAGCUUUGUAGUAACAUGGCGUCUGGUCAGUCAGUGCUCAGAAACCCUUCUCACUGCCUCUCUAACACUCAACUUAUCUUUGUCUUCUUCUGCUACUUGUUCUCAGUCCGUGGGCCUCUGUGGGUAUCCUCAGAAGCACUAAUGUCAGGCAUCAUUCAUCCAGACGGCAUUACUAUUUAUAAGGUUUGCUUAGACAGAGUGAGCCACAACCUAACAUCUAUUAAAUGUGUUUCUGUUUGUUGUGCAUUCCUGACCUUUGUCCUAACGUAGAAUCUAUUGCAUAUUCCCCAGCACAGCACCAGAGUCAAAGGGAGUCAAAGUUCUCUCCGACAUCUUUAUUUUGAGUCUUAAUUGACGGCAAUUUUUUUUCUACAUGCAGGCUUUUAUUACCCUCGAAGAGUAAUUCAUUGAAUAAUAAAUAUUCUUUAUUUGGUGUAUAUGGUUAAAUACCAUAUACAUUAACAUAAUUGUUGUGUAAUCAUGCUAAUUUGUAUUGGUACCAAUGAAAGAUGUAAUAUUUGCAAGAAAUUGAGGGGGAGGAGUUUCAGUCCUGUUGUUUUUGUUUGUUUUGCCUAGCUGUUAACAAUCUCCAUAAAUGCACCAGCCUCAUCGUAUCGUCUCAUAAAAUAUAUUGGAUUUACCCUCUAAUCCUUUCAUGUUUAAGAUCAAGUGUGUUAACAAGUCGGCUUCUCGCUAAUAACCGAAUCAACCGUUUAAUUUCUGCUUUUCAAAGUAAAUGUUGACGCUCACAAUUUGAAUGUUAGGUGAUUAAAUUUCGGAGCUAACGCCGAGCCGUGUGCUUGACGAUUUGUGAUGUGAUGUGAAAUAUGAGGCAGACGUCUUUGGUCCUCCUGGUUUCCGUCAAACUCACCGAUCACAGCUUUAAUCUUAAUAUUUUAGCGUUGUGUGUGUGUGAAGAUGUUGAACAGACCGCAAUAACAGUGCCUCGGUGCAUUGAUACACUCAUAAUGGCACAAAAUGAAAUGUGAGAACAGUGUGAAGGUAAAAACAAAACUACAACUGCAAAUUCUGAAUCCUGUUUUUGUCUCUGCUGCUGUUUGUCACUGGAGUGGAAAGACUGUCUGGUUGAUGAAAAUCUGAAUUUCAUUUUAUAUUCAAGUGUACUUAAAAAGGAGAAACACUGAAAAUGAAGAUCACAAAUCAUGAUGUUGCAAAUAUUUAUGUGUAAAUAUAUGAAAUAGUAAAGUAGCUGUGAUAUUAACUGGUUUUGUUGAUGGAGAAUCUAAGGGCAGCGAUGCACUUUUAAUUUGUUUUCUUUGUUGUUUUCAUUUACUCGGAUCCGGAUGCAGUUUCUUUUUCUGAGCUUUGCAACACGUUACAACAAAUCAUCUUUUUCCACAUAGGAUAGCUUUAUAUAUUUUUAUUUUAAACUUCGGAUUUACUCAUAAUUGAAGUAGAUUUCCUGAUUCUACAUUAUGUCCCUUUCAUUACAGAGAUGACAGUUUCUUUUCAGUCUUUUGAUACAAUAUAAUCUUAAUUUUUAACCAUUGGUCUUAAUUGUUUAGCCCUGUUAUCACAUUCUAUGUUUUAACUGUUAAGUUUCUACCUUGUUUUUCAUUCUUGUUCUUUACAGUCAUUUUUUUUCCCGCACACAAAAAGAGACUGAAGGUGUUCUUGCACUUUAGUACAGUACAGCAGCUACUUAAUAUGCCCUAAUUGAUAUAACUAAUAAACAGUCGGCUGUUGGUGUUCGCUAAUGAAGACUUUGUGAGGUUGUUUCAGAAACUUUUUCCUAAACCGUGUGCAGUAGUUCAAAACAUAUGUUCAUGAGUAAAAAAAAAAAGAUAUAUACAUAUGUAUUGAAAGGCAUUGAUUUCACCCUUUUUCUGUCCAUUAAUUGAGUUUUUAGCAAGAUUGUGUAAGAGGUUGACAAUAUUAAAGUCUGUUUGGAGAUGAAGUGCAAA